Magnolia sinica is the source of this 3012-nucleotide messenger RNA. RefSeq names its product pentatricopeptide repeat-containing protein At4g14850-like. Lineage: Eukaryota; Viridiplantae; Streptophyta; Magnoliopsida; Magnoliales; Magnoliaceae. Gene Ontology annotation, biological process: RNA modification. The record is from RefSeq and is a predicted model, not a curated record. Gene Ontology annotation, molecular function: zinc ion binding; RNA binding; protein binding. The transcript has a single exon. Bases 48 to 2132 code for a protein of 694 amino acids.
CUUUCUUUUUGAAAGAUUCUAACAUCACAGAACUCAUCUUCUCAUGAAUGAAAAUUCGGGAGCGGCGGUUUCUCCACACUCGCAUGCUCAGGGACACUACCGCUUUGGCGCACGUUAUCCAAUCCUACGCCAAAACGAAGCAAGUCUACAAGGGCAAGCAGCUCCACGCCCAGCUAAUCUGCGCCGGUCGCGAACCAUGCACCUUCCUCACCAACCACCUUCUAAACAUGUAUGCCAAAUGCGGAGAACUCGGUUACGCCUACCGCCUGUUUGACGAAAUGCCUCAACGAAAUAUCGUCUCUUGGACGGCCAUGAUUUCGGGAUUUUCCCAGAAUGGGAGGUUUCCGGAAGCUCUUACGGCCUUCUCCCACAUGCGGGCCGCUGGGGAGAAGCCUACCCAGUUCGCGAUUUCUAGCAUAAUUCAAGUGGCUGCGUUCCUGGGUUCGCUCGAAUUCGGAGAACAGAUGCAUUCGCUUAGUUUGAAAUCGGGUUUGAGUGUCGAACUGUUCGUUGGCAGUAAUCUUGCCGACAUGUACUCAAAGUGUGGUGAUUUGGUCAGUGCCUGCUGGGUUUUUGAUGAAAUGCCGGUUAAGGAUGAGGUCUCGUGGACUGCGAUGAUUGAUGGGUAUUCAAAAAAUGGAAAUUGUGGGGAAGCUGUAUUGGCAUUUAAGAAGAUGCAUGCUCAAGGGAUCACCACUGAUCAGCACGUGUUUUGUAGUGUGCUGAACGCUUGUGGGGGCCUCGAAUAUGCUUCUGAAUUCGGGAAGUCUCUUCAUUCUUGUAUAGUGAAGUUGGGCUUUGAAACAGAGAUUUUCGUGGGCAAUGCACUCACAGACGUGUACUCGAAAUCUAGAGAUAUGGAGAGCGCUUCGCGCGUGUUCGGAUUCAAUUCAGAGUAUAUGAAUGUAGUGUCUUGUACUUCUUUGAUCGAUGGGUACGUUGAAAUGAAUCAGAUUGAUAAGGCCUUGAGUACAUUCCUGGAGUCACGGAGGCACGGGGUUGAACCGAAUGAGUUUACAUUCUCUAGCUUGAUCAAGGCUUGUGCGAGUGAAGCCGCUCUUGAGCAAGGGUCCCAGCUUCAUGCCCAAGUGAUCAAAACACAUUUUGAUGAUGACCCAUUUGUUUGUUCUGUUCUUGUUGAUAUGUAUGGGAAAUGUGGGCUGAUAGACUCUUCAAUUAGGGUGUUUGACGAGAUCUCUGACCCAACUGAGAUCGCCUGGAAUUCGAUGAUUGGUGUGUUUGCUCAGCAUGGUUGCGGCAAGGAGGCUAUAAGAGUCUUCGAUCGGUUGGUUACUAGAGGAAUGAGACCAAACGAGAUUACAUUUGUCAGUCUUUUGAUGGCAUGUAGCCAUGCCGGACUUGUAGAAGAAGGAUUGGGUUUUUUUAAUUUGAUGCAAAAGGCAUACCGAAUAGAGCCUAGGCAAGAGCACUACUCAUGUAUCAUUGAUUUGCUGGGCAGGGCUGGGAGGCUUGAAGAAGCAGAGGCAUUUAUAAGCCGAAUGCCAUUCGAGCCAAAUGCUUUUGGAUGGUGUUCAUUGCUUGGGGCAUGUAGGACCCAUGGUGAUAAGGAGCGAGGUGAGCUCGCAGCAACGAAGCUGAUGAAACUGGACCCCGAUAACAGUGGGACCCACGUCUUACUCUCGAACAUCUAUGCGACGGCAGGCCAGUGGGAGGAUGUGAGAAGUGUGAGGAAGAUGAUGAGGGACAGCAGGGUGAAGAAACUGCCUGGAUACAGUUGGGUUGAUGUGGGCAACAAGACCCAUGUGUUUGGAGCUGAGGAUUGGUCCCACCCUCAAAAGAGGGAGAUAUAUGAGAAGCUUGAAAGCCUUUCUAAUGAGAUAAAGGGAGUUGGGUAUGUUGCUAAUGUGGACCGUCUUUCAUGCAAUUUGGAAGAGAGCUUAAAGGAGAGGAUCCUUCAUCAUCACAGUGAGAGGAUUGCUGUUGCAUUUGCAUUGAUAAGCAUGCCUGUUGGGAAGCCUAUCAUUGUGAAGAAGAAUAUAAGGGUGUGUUUGGAUUGCCAUACUUAUAUCAAAUUCAUUUCUAAGAUGGUUGGGAGGAAGAUCAUUGUGAGGGACAACAGUAGAUUCCAUCAUUUUGUAGAUGGGUUGUGUUCAUGUGGAGAUUAUUGGUGAUUUCUUGUCUAAUCCUUCAAGAAAGAGUUUCAAGCGAUCUUGGUGAUGAGGGAUUGGGGUGCACUUGAUAGUGGGCCCGAUAGGACAAGGACUGGUAUGAAAUGCCGUUUCACACUGACCACCGGAAACUAAAAUUCAUUUAUUGGCAAUUGGGGAGUCCGAUGUGGUAUCAAGGUUCUUUGUCAGUCUUCUUAGUAUACUCAAUGUGGUGCAUGUCGACCAAUCAGAUGAUGAUAGGAAAGUGCGACUACAAACGGUUCACAAUAUGUUUUUGGCCGAAUCCUUCUUCUCGUUCAUGGUGGCGCAGGAAGAAAUAUCUCCUUCAUGUGCAAGAGUGUGGAGGGCCCUAGCCCUCGAAUGAUUCUUUGUGGCUUAAGAUAAUUUAAAGAAAGCAGAAAUGGCUUUUUCAAACAUGUGCUUCAUGUGUGGGAAGGAUGAAGAGGUGAUUGACCACUUGUUCUUUCAUUGCUUUCUGGCUAGAGAAGUAUGGGCUUUCUUCCUCUCUCUCUCUUUUAGGGGUUGAAUGGUAUAUUAACACUUCAAUUGGAAACACGGCGGUGGACCAUUGGAGGGUUUUAAGGAGUCUCUAUGGAAGAUGUGCUUGUGGGAUCCUAUGGGGAGUGUGGAAGGAGAGGAAAUCUAGAAUCUUUGAGAAUAUCCUUUCAAAGGUUAAGUUAUAAGAAAAAAGGAUUUUCACAUUAUUAUUAAUUGGGCCCUCUCAAGAUGAGAAUUCUGAGGCUGCUCCAAUAUUUUGUAAUUUUCUUUCAUUGUUUUUGCUUAGGCAGGCUUGGUUCCUGAUUGAGAAGAAGGUCACUUGUUUUCUGUAAUGCUCAUCUCUACUAUAUAUAAUGCCAAUGGCUUGGACAUUUUCCCCUUACAA